UAAGCUCAACGAUCCAAAAACUAUAUAAAAGGUUAUUGCAAGAACAAGAUCUUCAUUCGAAGACGAUUGUCUUGAACAAAGACGAAGAUGAAGACGUUACUAUUAGCCGGAUUGCUUUCCUUUGCUGUGCCUUUCCUUUGCUGUGCCUUUGCAGUGGCCAAAGAUGACGACCAGACAAUGGCAUUGAAAUACUUGAACCAGUUCCACUACAUCUCACCGGCAAGAUCUGGAAACCACGACGUGAAGACGGCUCUGGAGAAAUUCCAGUCAUUUGCUGGGCUCCCUGUGACGGGGGAGAUUGACGCUUCCACCAUCGCCCAGAUGAAGAUGCCGAGAUGUGGCAUGCCUGAUGUGGAUGACAACGGACUCAGAAUUCGAAGGUAUAAAAGCGGACCCAAUUGGAUGAAGAAGCAUCUUACAUACCACAUCUCAUACGGCAGCGAUCUUCCGGAAAAAGUACAGGAUGGGGUCUUCGCUAAAGCUCUCGAUUACUGGGCCCGCGUAUCCGGAAUGAGCUUUUCCAGGACAAUGGACUUUCAGAACGCUGACCUUAGAAUCAGUUUUGGAUACAAGUCUCACAGUGGAUGUGCCUCCCCAUUUGAUGGACCUGGGGGUGUACUGGCCCACGCUUUCUUCCCCAAUGACGGCCGCGCCCACUUUGACGAGGACGAGAAUUUCACGGACGGGACCUCCCAAGGCACGAACCUACUCUGGGUGGCGACGCACGAGUUUGGCCACUCCCUGGGCCUGGAUCAUAGUAAUGUGCAAAGUGCGAUCAUGUUCCCGUACUACGGGGGCUACAGGCCAGACCUCGACUUGCAUGAAGACGAUAUUCAAGGAAUAAGAUCUCUUUACGGAAGUGAAAACUCUGGCUCUCAAAACUGUCGUGACUAUGAUUCUAACUGCCCGCAAUGGAAAAGCUAUUGCGGGCAAAAUGAUUACGUCAACGCCAGAUGCAAGAAGACCUGUGGCAAAUGCUGAGUGAUGACGUCACUUUAUUGUAAUGUUUGGUGAAUAAAUAAAGCUAUCUGAAACCUGA
This is a messenger RNA of Nematostella vectensis (starlet sea anemone), 1039 nucleotides long. Its product is annotated as matrilysin. The coding region runs from base 88 to 981 and encodes 297 amino acids. Gene Ontology annotation, cellular component: extracellular matrix. Lineage: Eukaryota; Metazoa; Cnidaria; Anthozoa; Actiniaria; Edwardsiidae. Gene Ontology annotation, biological process: collagen catabolic process; extracellular matrix organization; proteolysis. The transcript is spliced from 6 exons. Gene Ontology annotation, molecular function: zinc ion binding; metalloendopeptidase activity. The record is from RefSeq and is a predicted model, not a curated record.